Penaeus vannamei (Pacific white shrimp) is the source of this 755-nucleotide messenger RNA. The record is from RefSeq and is a predicted model, not a curated record. Lineage: Eukaryota; Metazoa; Arthropoda; Malacostraca; Decapoda; Penaeidae.
AUGAGCUCAAGGCCGCUGCGUGAGGUCCUGCCGGGGGAGUCGUUGUUGAAGGAGGACGAUUCUUCCAGCUGUGAUGUCAGUCCGUCAGCUGUCGGGCGUAUUGGGCGUCUGUGGUCAAGCUUGAGCAACCUCACGGGACUUAAAAAAAGAGACACUGGCGAGAGACUAGAGCGAUUCAGAAGAGAGCUUCUCACCAGCUGGCACCACAAUAUAAAAACCGUAACACAUGCCAGUAAAAGAUACCGAAGGGGCCUCGAGGACGGACUCGUCACGGACACCGAAGGUUAUUGGCUACUAACUAACCUUGAUGAUAACGUUUCUCCUCGACUGAAGUCUCUCAAUGCUCCUACUGGAACCAACUCUAUGACCAUAUUUGAGCAUGACUCUCGCUUGUUCUUGGUAGCUACACAUGGUACCGGAAUCGUCGUGUAUUCCUUGAACCUAAGUACUGAUACAUUUGAACAAGCUAUGCUUCCAAGUCAGGCAGCGUUUUAAAUGUGUGCCUGUAAUAAAGCACACAGAAUUUAUUGAAAUUGUCUGUGCAGAAAGCCUUACUGAUCAAGUUCAGACUGGCAGUGGUGUAUAUAGUAUAAUUGGAAAAACGGCCUUCGAGUCAAGUUUGUUAGGACUUUAAUAACACACGCAGCAAGAGAUGUCUGUACUUGGGAAAAUGAUGAUUACGUGUUCAUUGCCAUGGCUAAUUCCUUUGAUGCUAGUCUAAAUACAGUGGAAUGCAGCAGUGAAAUUUAUCGAAU